AAGUAGGCGGGACUUCCGGUCGAGCAGACCCGGAAAUCGAGGAUGUGCGCGUCUCCUGCUUGACGUUGCAUCCAUAUGCUCGCCGCACAAACACGUUUUCAUGUAAAUUAGGUCCUUAUUAAAAAGAGAACCCUUUAUUAUUUACCGCAAUGUUAUCGUUUGAUUUUCUCGACGAUGUCCGUCGCAUGAACAAGCGGCAGCUCUAUUACCAAGUGCUCAACUUUGGUAUGAUAGUUUCCUCUGCUUUGAUGAUAUGGAAAGGACUCAUGGUUGUCACCGGCAGUGAGAGUCCUAUUGUUGUCGUACUCAGUGGCAGUAUGGAACCAGCUUUCCACAGAGGAGACCUCCUCUUCCUGACCAACCGGGUUGAGGACCCAAUCAGAGUUGGAGAGAUCGUCGUCUUCAGGAUAGAAGGCAGAGAGAUCCCCAUAGUGCACAGAGUACUUAAAAUUCAUGAAAAGGAAAAUGGCGACAUUAAGUUUUUGACCAAGGGGGACAAUAAUGCUGUGGACGACAGAGGUCUAUACAAUCCAGGACAACACUGGCUGGAGAAAAAGGACGUGGUGGGACGAGCUCGGGGUUUUGUGCCGUACAUCGGAAUUGUCACCAUCCUCAUGAACGAUUACCCCAAGUUCAAAUACGCCGUUCUCUUCAUGCUGGGUCUCUUUGUGUUGGUCCACCGGGAGUGACCAAGAAAACCUGUCCAAAUCAUCUAGCUUUUUCUUUUUCUACCAUUUUUUGUUAGACUGGCGUGGGGUCGGGGGUAAAUCCGAGCUUUACAAAUAUUUUUGUGAGGGAGCAAGGCUAGAUUUUGGGAAAUGUUCAUAAACAGCAUUUUUUAAAGUGGAUGUAAACCAUGUUUUUUUCUUGUCCAGUCCUUGUCUUUAAAAAGAAGUAUUUUAUGAAAUAUGAAUAUUAUUAAAUAUGGACUCUGGUUACCAUCCUUUAUGGAUUUUUUCAUGGCUAUUUCUUUUUAGCAUAAAAUGAACUCAAAAGGCUAUUACUGAAAAAUACUGUACGUCACAUUGUUUUAGAAUUUGAUUUAAGAUUUUAUGGGGAAAAAAGCACUUUCAUUGAUAUCAGUUUGUUUCGUUUGCUUCAAAUCAUGUCAAAAUUAUUUGCCAAAUAGAUUUGUUAUAUUUUCAGCUCUUUGUGUUGACCAGGUUUGCGUUUUUUUUGCAGCGGCAGCAAGACAGAAGUUUUCAUGGGUUCCAUCGCCUCAGUUCUCAGUGAAGUUUAGAUAUUUUUUCAUUUCCAAUGUGUGAAUGUUUAAUACAGCUGGGCAUAUGUGUAUUUCUGAUGAAAUAAAAAUGAUUUCAGACUAAAAAUAACGACCCAAAAUUGAUAGAAAACAUCUGUCAAUUCAAAGACCGUAAAAGGUUUUUCCUUUUAAUGCGGUUUAAAGUGUUCUGUGAAUAAAAUACAUCACUUGGA
Entelurus aequoreus (snake pipefish) is the source of this 1434-nucleotide messenger RNA. RefSeq names its product SEC11 homolog A, signal peptidase complex subunit (gene sec11a). The coding region runs from base 150 to 689 and encodes 179 amino acids. Gene Ontology annotation, cellular component: membrane; signal peptidase complex. The record is from RefSeq and is a predicted model, not a curated record. The transcript is spliced from 6 exons. Lineage: Eukaryota; Metazoa; Chordata; Actinopteri; Syngnathiformes; Syngnathidae. Gene Ontology annotation, molecular function: serine-type endopeptidase activity.